AUGACAGAGCAAAUCCCCAAAACCAUGCGGGCGGCCGUCGUCAAGGACUUCAACAAAGGCUACGAAGUCCGCGACAUUGACGUACCCACCGACCUUGGCCCAAAUGACAUUCUCGUUAAAAUUGCUGCAGCAGGCUACUGCCAUACCGAUCUACAAGUGUUGCAAGGCGUCUACGAAUCAUCAGGAGCAAAGCCUGGCCUUGUAGGAUCGCAUGAACCUGCCGGAACUGUCGUCAAGGCCGGAUCUGACGCAGCGAAAUCAAACAUCCACGUUGGCGACCGUGUUGGCUCGAUCAAUACCUAUGCAUUCUGCGGAGAAUGUAGCGCCUGUAAACACCAGGGCCAGCAGCUCUGUGAGAAGCUGGUUGGCAUGCUCGGCUUGACUAUCAACGGUGGUUUUGCCCAGUAUAUGAAAGCGGAUGCCCGUGUCGUCUCAAAGAUUCCAGAGUCUAUUCCGUGGGAUGAAGCUGCGCCACUUUUCUGCGCGGGUGCCACGGUUUAUGGUGCUCUUCUGGCAUCCGGUGUUAAGAAAGGCCAAUGGCUAGCGAUAGUCGGCAUUGGUGGCCUUGGGCACCUGGGCGUGCAAUAUGCCAAAGCCUUAGGCGCUAAUGUAAUUGCCAUUGACAACCGACAAGAAGGUAUUGACACGGCUCUCUCUGUUCCAUCACACCUCAGGCCGGAUAAGACAUUCGUGAUCGACUCGGAUGACGCACAGAACAAAGUCAUCGAAGAACUACAGUCUUCCUUCUAUGAAACCAAUCCGGGUGUGGACCGCGUGGUUAUCAACGCAGAGGCGCGAGGUCUUAUCAAAUUCUCGCAGCAGUUCUUGCGUAAAGGCGGCGUCGUGGUUGAUGUUGGCUUGCCAUCGGAGUGGUCGCUCGAAGUCGAUCCGUUUGCACUAAGUUUCAAAGAACAGACUAUCAAGGGACGGUUGAUCUGUACACCCGAGCAGAGUCAGGAUAUGAUCAAUCUUCAUGCGGACAAUGGAUGCAAGGUGCAUAUUGAGAAGACUUAUGGGGUGGAGCAAAUCAAUGAGAUGUGCGAGCAUUACCAACGCAAAGAUUUGAAGGGCCGACUUUGCAUGGUGUUUUAA
Messenger RNA from Penicillium pulvis, 1092 nucleotides. Its product is annotated as zinc-dependent alcohol dehydrogenase. Gene Ontology annotation, molecular function: oxidoreductase activity. Lineage: Eukaryota; Fungi; Ascomycota; Eurotiomycetes; Eurotiales; Aspergillaceae. The transcript has a single exon. The record is from RefSeq and is a predicted model, not a curated record. Bases 1 to 1092 code for a protein of 363 amino acids.